Messenger RNA from Mycetomoellerius zeteki, 1074 nucleotides. RefSeq lists its product as uncharacterized. The record is from RefSeq and is a predicted model, not a curated record. The transcript has a single exon. Bases 1 to 1074 code for a protein of 357 amino acids. Lineage: Eukaryota; Metazoa; Arthropoda; Insecta; Hymenoptera; Formicidae.
AUGAAUCCGUUCUACAGAGCAUCUAUACAGUGGUCGGAAUUUAUUAAACAAUGGGAGUCUAUGGAUUCGGUUUCGGUCGAUCGCAAGUUACUCGUGGAGAAUUGUUACGAUAUUCAACUUCACAGUUUCUGUGACGCCAGCAACAUAGGCUACGGUGCUUGUAUAUAUAUUCGGUCGCGUGGGAGGCAAGGUAAAACAUGCGUCAGAUUGUUAUGCGCUAAAUCGCGGGUCGCUCCGUUAAAAACCGUCACGAUACCACGGCUCGAAUUAUGCGGCGCUUUAUUGUUAGCACAACUGUUUCGUGAAGCGAAUGAUGCAUUAGAUCUCGCAGUCAAUAAUAAAAAGGUUUUUUGGAGCGACUCGACCGUCGUGCUACAUUGGUUGAAAACACCCCCGCACUUGUUAAAAACAUACGUAGCUAAUCGAGUCGCGAACAUCCAGGAUAUCACAGACGCAGUUGAUUGGCGACAUGUGAAAUCAGAAAAUAAUCUAAUGGACGCGAUUUCUAGAGGACAGACGCCUCGUGAAUUUUCACGGAAUCGCGUGUGGUUUGCGGGUCCCUCGUGGUUGUUCAAGGAUGAGUCCGAAUGGCCUGACGACUCUGCUCGAUUGGAUCAAGUGCCUGAAUUAAAGGAUAACAUUUGUUUAGCUUCUAUAAAUCGCGAUUUUGACAUCCUUUUAAAAUUUUCUUCCUAUAUUAAACUUAUUAGAAUCAUAGCAUAUUGCCUUCGCUUUAAUAUUUCUCAUAAGUACUCCGGACCAUUAUGCGCGGAGGAAAUUAAUGAAGCUGAGAUACGUGUACUGAAACUUCUGCAGGGCGUCCGAUUCUCUGAUGAAAUUAUAAUUUUAGACAAGGGCUCAAAAAAUAAGAGCAAAUUUGCAAACCUAGAUCCAUUCUUAGACAGAUACGGCCUGAUUCGCAUUGGAGGGCGGCUUCAAAUGUCGGAACUCACGUUUGCGGAAAAACAUCCAAUCCUGCUUCCUAAUCGACAUCAUCUCACGGAUUGCAUUAUUCGCAAAACACACGAGAAAUAUUUCCAUCCGGGCGUACAAACGACAUUAUAUAUCCUGUGA